Molecule: messenger RNA, 2978 nt
Organism: Phyllopteryx taeniolatus (common seadragon)
Lineage: Eukaryota; Metazoa; Chordata; Actinopteri; Syngnathiformes; Syngnathidae
Gene: kras
Product: v-Ki-ras2 Kirsten rat sarcoma viral oncogene homolog
Exons: 6
Coding region: 265-834 (189 amino acids)
Biological process (GO): Ras protein signal transduction
Cellular component (GO): plasma membrane
Molecular function (GO): GTPase activity; GDP binding; GTP binding
Source: RefSeq, a predicted model, not a curated record
CCGCCCAUAUUCGCCGAAAGGAGGCCAACCUGAGCAGCUAGGCCGGCCGACGCUGGAACAAAUGGAAAGUUCAAUCGAUUAACUUGUUCACUUGUUUUUGCCUGGCACCAACUGGACAGGUUUAAUGCGGGCCUUUCGUCGUGAAGUGAACCAGGCAAUGCGGACAGCAUCGUGCGAAACGAGAGGACGAUCAGCUUGACUCAUUUAGUCGCCACUUCAGACGCGGAACUCCAUUCGUUUAAAGGUAACAUAAAUGGGUGAAUUAUGACAGAAUAUAAGCUGGUUGUGGUGGGAGCUGGUGGCGUUGGCAAGAGCGCACUUACCAUUCAGCUCAUCCAGAAUCACUUUGUGGAUGAAUAUGACCCCACCAUUGAGGACUCGUACAGAAAGCAAGUAGUGAUUGACGGAGAGACGUGUCUGCUGGACAUCCUGGAUACUGCAGGUCAGGAGGAGUACAGCGCCAUGAGAGAUCAAUAUAUGAGGACAGGGGAGGGCUUCCUCUGUGUCUUUGCCAUCAACAACACCAAGUCCUUUGAGGACAUUCACCACUACAGAGAACAGAUAAAGCGAGUGAAGGACUCUGAGGACGUCCCCAUGGUGCUGGUGGGCAACAAGUGUGACCUCCCGUCCCGGACUGUGGACACCAAGCAGGCUCAGGACUUAGCACGGAGCUACGGCAUUCCCUUCAUUGAGACCUCAGCCAAAACCAGACAGAGAGUGGAAGAUGCCUUUUACACUCUGGUACGGGAGAUCAGGCAGUACCGCGUCAAUAAGCUCAGCAAGGAAGAAAAGACCCCACGCUGUGUCAAGCUUAAAAAGUGUGUUGUGAUGUGAAUGGGGGAGUCGACGAUGCCUUUUACACGUUAGUACGAGAAAUCCGCAAGCAUAAGGAGAAGAUGAGCAAGGAGGGCAAAAAGAAGAAAAAGAAGUCCAAGACAAAGUGCACACUCAUGUGAAUAAUCAGUCCUUUUCCAGACAGACUAAAAAAUAAACUAUGUUGAACAGAUAAAGUAAUACAUUUUGUACAUCACACUAAAUUAUUAGCCUCUUUCUCAAUACCCUCUGUAACCAAUACUAAAGCUGACCCACUUAUCCUGCCUUCCUAUUCUUUGCUACUUGGACACCAAUGAGCUUUAUUUCCUGUUAAGUGCCAGUUGCUCACAUGCAUUGGUUUGAUUUUAUUCGGUGAUUUACUUUUCUCCCCCCCCCCCCCAGCUGUUGGUAAACUGCAUCACAGCACCUUUUCCGUGAUUACGUAGUCCUUUGGCAUGCCAAGGAAAACAACUAUUUAUCCCUCAAAUGUGCUAAUGUCACUGAUCCAGUAUGAAAUCCUUUACUCGUCUUCAAAUGCUCUAACAACUUUAAAUAGUUGUGUUUUUCUCGUGGGAAGUUACCUCUCCGCCUACUUUAUUUUUAUUUUUUUGCAUGCAUGCAGUUUGUCUUGGAUGACAUGCAUAUAGCAAACUGUCUCUGGUUGAUGGGGUGGGCAGCAAUAAAUGCAAACCCAAGUCAAUAUGUGUCCAGUUGAUCAAGUCUUCAGUAAUGUUUGCAUUGUUUGUACAUGACUAAUUAUACAAUCCUCUAGAAAUGUGCUUUAUUUGCUUGAUUUCACACGUCCACAAAGGUAACACCUUAUUUCAAAUGUGCUGUUAUUGUUUAUACUUCAAAGGUCUUUAUUGUAGGCUUCGUUCUUUUCUUAACCUGUUAACCUUUUGUGACAAGCAGUCAAAGGCAGAGAUUAGCAAUGUGUAGGACCACAUUUUUAAACAUGGGACUCUCAUUGUUUUUAGGUAAAAUAAGUUCUGCCUUCUCCAGUGUACCCUCUUUCCAGACCGAAAGCAAAUUAGUGACAUUAAGCUACCAUGCAGCAAUCUGGCUGCGGCGGGCAGUAUGAUGUACCUUUCUUAUGUGCUACUUGUUCAAGGGGUCUCCAAAUUAAUUUGUUGGAAAAUUUGCCUCUUUUUUUUUUUUUUUUUAAGAUUUAAUCCCUUGAAGUGUUAGAAUCAUUUCAGACUGCCUUUUGAGAGAAAUCCAGCAGACUUAAUUGUUCACUCUGUGAAAAAGUUGUGUAUUGUCUUGGUGUAAUUGAUGCUUGUAAAUGAGGCACAAAUUGCCAUAAAAGUCCCCCCAUCAGGAUCUCCCGAACAGUGUUUGCAAAAAAAAAAAAAAAAAAGUCCAAGCUUCUCUUGUGGGUCAGCUUAUAUUUUGUCUCUUACAUGCCCCCCACCCCCCCCCCACCCCCUGGUUUUAAGAUGAUUCCAGCAAGGAGUUAAAUCUGCCUUCCAUAUUUGCACAAGAUGCUCUGUAGAUGGUAGGGAGAGCUAAGACAUAUUUGGAGUUUCUGCAUACAGUAUGCUCAGAACAUGCGCAGGAGGCUGGUUGAACAUAAAAAAAAAAAAAAUAACGGGCCCUUUCAGAAUUGAUUUAUGUUUCUUCACAGCGAGCAGUUUCAAUGACGGCACCCUCUUUAAAGGACUUUCUUAAUCAGUGUUUUGCUGGUUAAAGUUAGUGGCCCAUAAUGUUUGCCAACAUGGCACAUGCCUCAAAAGAGUGUCACUGCACCAUUUAAGAGUGCUGACCACUUGGGGUCAGCCUAGACAUUUUGAAAGGUAUUAAAGGUUGUCUUUUACCAAGCCUGUUUUUGUUUUGUUUGUUUGUAUUUUUUGUCCCUGAUUGCGUGCCAUCAGCUGAUUUCGCACAUGAAUCACUUAAACCUUGAUAGUAUGUUAACAUUUGUAUAGCUGUGAUACCGAAAGGUGCAUAUUUUGUAAAUUGAUGUGUGUCUCGCAGAAUGUUGCUUUAAUGGAGUUUCUCCGCGCUUAGUGUGGGACUAGUGUGUCUGUGUCCAGGUUUAGGGAAGAGAAUGAAUGGCCACUUUGCAACAUGUUGAGUGGUGGUCUGAUCUCAAAUGCGUCUAUUUUUUUUGCCAUGAAUCUCACCACUCCUAUUUAAUGUGCAUUAAAGAACAUCAAAAGGAA